Messenger RNA from Sycon ciliatum, 1697 nucleotides. Its product is annotated as membrane progestin receptor delta-like. The record is from RefSeq and is a predicted model, not a curated record. Lineage: Eukaryota; Metazoa; Porifera; Calcarea; Leucosolenida; Sycettidae. Bases 190 to 1221 code for a protein of 343 amino acids. Gene Ontology annotation, cellular component: membrane. The transcript is spliced from 2 exons. Gene Ontology annotation, molecular function: signaling receptor activity.
CACACAGACACAAUCCAGCAGCACUUGACUUACGAGUUUCGUAGUCUGGAUGCCUUGCUUUUGUCAAGUUUUGUGACAUUCAAAGCGGUCGAAAGAUUCACGGAGUAAUCAGCAAACUCAUUUUCGAUCGAGUGAGUCGGUCAAGUGCAAGUCCAUCGCAAAGUAAUCCGUAGCGCUUGAAAAGCCUGGAUGGCACCACCACCACCCAGACUAACCAGGCUGCUCAAAGUCCGAGAUGCGGCAAAGGUACUGCACGAGAACUUCUUGAUCAGAGGCUAUCGGCCACUAGGUAUCGGGUAUGUCGACACAAUGCGUAGCUGUACAACUUGGCUUAGCAAUGAGACCGUGAAUGUCUGGACCCACCUCUUGCCAGGGUUGUAUUUCCUUCAUGAGAGCUGGAAGCUGUUCAACAGAGCAGAGGGGUUUGGCAGUGCCAACGGUGCUGCUCACUAUCUCCCGCUGGCCAUGAUGUUGCUAGGCACAGGCGUGGUGCUGGUCACGAGCAGCCUGGCACAUUGCUUCAACUGCAUGUCAGCACGGGCACGGCACACCUGCUUCUUCUGCGACUACGGUGCCAUCGGCUUCUACAGCUUGUGCAGCGGCUUGGCUCACUACUAUCUGUGCGGUAUAAUGCCGUCGGAUGAACCCAAUGCCACCGGCGAGUGGCUCUUGGACACCGGGCUCUUUCAGCCGUGGGUGUUCGUCCCGCUGCUGGUCACCAAUCACUUUCUCAUCUUCAUCGUCAUGUGCCUGACACGUCAUCACUGGCAGCCGAUGCGCUACAUCGUGCGCACACUGGGCUACGUGGUGGCGUUCACCGUCAACAUGUUCCCGUUCUGGGCGCGGCUGUUCCUGAGCACUAGCAACGUGUUCAGCACCACCAGUCUGACAAACCACUUCUGGCAGUACUUCUGGAAUCUACUAGCGGCACUCAGCAACAUGAGCAAGUGCCCGGAACGCUUCUUCCCAGGAUACUUUGACAUUGUGGGCCAUAGUCACCAGUGGAUGCACGUCUUCCUCACCUUCAGCCUCCUGCAGGAGCAUAAAGCCAUUCAGAUUGACAUUGAAACGCGACUGUCAGAGUUUCCGCUGACGCCGACUGUUGGCGCCGUCGUGCUGGUCCCUCUCGUGUUUGCCGCUGUUUCAGUCUUCGUCAUUGUCAGAGCCAGACGCAUGUUGCAGGAGGAUGGUAGUCUGCGGAAGGCACGGAAGUCCUCCUAGUCCUAGUCCUCUUAGCCACCUUACCUCCCAAUAACCAUAGUAAGGCUUCUUGCCCUUGGCGCACAUUUUAAAUAAAUACAUCUAGUUAGUACUAGCGUGUGAGUGGUACACAUGCCAGCAAGAAGCCACAAGUCGCUACCGUUCCGUGACUGCCGUGCACCGGUACGCGGUGACAGAUGGGUCUUGCUACUAGUAGAAGUAAGACCAAUUUCUAGCGGUACCGGUAGAUUACUUUUCUUAUGAAAGAUUCGAGAUAAUUGAUACUAGUAGUUAUAAAAACAUGUCCCAAUUCGUGAACAGUUUCUUCGGAGACAAGAAUGCAAUGAUACUAAGAAUGAUACUGUCCAAAUUCCGUGCUGUUAGCCUGGUCUUUAUUUAUUUGGCUUCAAUAUUGAGUUGAUCAUCCGCUUAUGUUGCCAGUAUUCAUAGGUCUGAAUUUCUUGCCGUGCAAGUAAUUUUGCACGGCGUGUGGGAAA